AUGUCGCGCGAUUCCACGACUGGCGGACACGCCGACCCGCAGGCCGGAUCAUCUACAAACGCUCAAUCAUCGACUUCACGAGCGCAAUCCCGCACUCUUGUCAUCACCACAUCAGUUUCCAGGCAGAUCGCUCUUCUUCCCGAUGAGCUGCUCCUUCAGAUAUUCGAGGCUGUAGGCCGAACCUCACGCAGCGACCUCUGCGCUGUGAGCCGUGUGAAUAGGGCCUGGCACGAGCUCGCCGACGCUAUUCUUUAUCGUCAAGUCCGUUUCGACGAUCCAGAGCAACACCUCGUCUUCUCGGAGUCGUUGAGUCGUCGCAUGCGCCGCGGCUCUGCCAUUCAGGAUGUCAGCCUUGAGUAUCCUUCUCACGAACUUUCGCAUCUGAGGCUCGAUGGGCCCAUUCAUGGCUCACACCACCCACCGACCCGCUUUGAAGCUCUAAGUCGAACCAUUAGCACCAUGAGCAACCUCGCAACCCUCGAGGUGUCCGUCCCCGUCACGCUGCUUCACGGAAUCGGCGCGCUGUUCAACGGCCCCUUCGAUUUGGCCUGUCUGAAGCACUGCACGUUAUUUUACCAAUGUCCUGACGAUGCUUAUUGGGACCUACGCGAGAAUGUUCACAUAUUUGCGCAUCCGACACUGGAGACCCUUGUCAUUAAAAAGGCGAAACUCGAUUACCGUGGCUUUGACCUCAUUGAGCGACCUCACGAGACGGCGCUUCAUAAGCUGCAUCUCAUCGAGUGCGACAUUAAUGAUGAUGCUCUUUCGGAUAUUCUCGAAUUUCCCGAGGGUUUGAAAGACUUUGUCAUGACGCAACUCGAACAGCCAAGUCCAGAACUGGAAGAGAGCUCGGACAACUUCAGCGACUACAUUUUGGCGUUAAAUUCACAAGCACAUUCGUUAGAGACUAUCACCAUUGACCACCCAUCUCUCUCUGGCAGGAAGCCUGUGAGAAUGAGGGACUUUGAAGCGGUGAAAUUAUUGAGGUUAAACUGGGACUACCAGCUUUUUGGCAAGUCAUCCAAGAAGCCUCGAAUGCACUCUGUUGGUCUUCCGCCCAACUUGGAAGAGUUGGAAUUCUUCAAUGAGCUCGGCACAGAUGAAGAAGUCACCGAACUGCUCGAGUACACUCUUCAGGUUGCCAGCGUCACUCACAGUAAGCUCAAGAGAGUGGUUGCUGUUCAAGGCGACAAUGGUGUGCCGAAGGAAACUAUCGCAGCUUGCAAGACGGGUGGUGUUAAUUUGGACAUAAUCGGUGCUUUUGAUGAGGAGGGGGAUGGUGACGAUAAUGAUGAUGGAAAAUAG
This is a messenger RNA of Colletotrichum truncatum, 1305 nucleotides long. Its product is annotated as F-box domain-containing protein. Gene Ontology annotation, molecular function: protein binding. Lineage: Eukaryota; Fungi; Ascomycota; Sordariomycetes; Glomerellales; Glomerellaceae. The record is from RefSeq and is a predicted model, not a curated record.